Molecule: messenger RNA, 348 nt
Organism: Capsella rubella
Lineage: Eukaryota; Viridiplantae; Streptophyta; Magnoliopsida; Brassicales; Brassicaceae
Product: putative lipid-transfer protein DIR1
Exons: 2
Coding region: 1-348 (115 amino acids)
Biological process (GO): systemic acquired resistance
Molecular function (GO): fatty acid binding
Source: RefSeq, a predicted model, not a curated record
AUGGAGCCAAACACUAAGCUUGUCGUUAUUACCUUGAUUCUUGCCUUGACACUCACGGCAGCAACCGGACAGAACACCUGCGGUAUGACCAUAGCUGGUCUGUACGCUUGCAAGCCCUAUGUGCAGACUAAGAACCCAUUGACCACCGCCAUUGAUCCCUUGGGGGCUUGCUGCUCUGCCCUGUCAAAGGCCGACUUCCCGUGUCUCUGCAAGGAGAAAAACAAAUUCAAUCCCUUUCUCAGUGGGAUCGACUUUGGCCUUGCUGCUAAACUCCCAGAGAAAUUUGUUGUUGCCUUAACUGCUUUGUGUUGGUGUUGCUUGGUUUUUCCCCAGCUUACUUCCAACUAA